Molecule: messenger RNA, 2613 nt
Organism: Gossypium arboreum
Lineage: Eukaryota; Viridiplantae; Streptophyta; Magnoliopsida; Malvales; Malvaceae
Product: protein LATERAL ROOT PRIMORDIUM 1-like
Exons: 2
Coding region: 1237-2271 (344 amino acids)
Biological process (GO): positive regulation of DNA-templated transcription
Cellular component (GO): nucleus
Molecular function (GO): DNA-binding transcription factor activity; DNA binding
Source: RefSeq, a predicted model, not a curated record
GCAUUUAGUGUAAUCCGGGUCGAAUUUAUGAAACCGAGCACUCCAUGGAAAGGUGGACAGUGAGGUGAGUUUAAAGAGGGCGCAAAAAAUUACAAAAACUAAAGAACAAAAGUCUUUAUACCCUUUUUUCUCAUCAUUCAUUCUAUAGUUAGCGUGUGAUUAUUGGAGAGAGAGGGAGAGAGAAAGCAAAGCAAAAGGGAGUGAGAGGUAGAGAGGAACCCACCUCAGUAUUGCUUUCUAGUAAAUAAAAGGAACAAACCAAAUUAAAAAUAAACAAAGAACAUGUAGCUGAUGAAGGAAAAGAUGUGGACUGGAAGAGAAAGGUCGGCAACAAACAACUACUGAAGAAGAAACAUACAUAUAUAUAAGAAAUAAAGAAAGACAACAGAAGAAAAGGCUCGUUUCGUUACUUCAUCCUAAUACAUAUGUUUUUUUGUUAUCUUAUAUUACUACAAGACUGCAGUAGUUUCAGAAGACCAGUAGUUUCAGCUUGGCUUGGGGCUUUCAUUUGAUUUCCUUUCAAAUUUUUUUCCUCCUUCCUAUUAUAUGUUUUAGUUAACCCAGAAGGGAACUGAGUCAAAGUGACAGUAGCAGUAGCCGCAGCUAAGCUAACAGAAAACUCGCAAUCUCUUUCAGUAUAGCUAGCAGAUUAAUGGCAGAAGGCAAAGGAGAGCCAAAAAAAAAAAAAGAAAUAAACAAUUCUGCUUGCUGUGCUGUUCACUAAUUGGAAAGCCACCCAACAAAGAAGAUCUCUUUCUCUUUCUUUUUAUCUUCUUCUGUUACAAUUUCAGAGAUUCGACCCCACCCUUUCCCCCUUCUCUCUAACUCAUAUAACACCUAAAUAGAGAGAUAUCUUCUUUCUCCACUUCUCUCCAUCUUUUCUUUUUUGGUUUUUCCCUUGUUUUCCUUUUUCAUAUUGAAACUUGACUUUUACUCUUGAUUAUGUUUUAUGUUUGUAAAGAUUGAGUUUUCAGCAAUUGAAGGAGACGUCUUUAUCUAUAUAAUUUCGUUAUUAUCGUUGUCAUUGUGGCUACCACAAGAAGGCAGCUACCUUCAGACUCAGGAGCCUUUGCAGAUUGGGCGACAUCAUCGUCCGCAGCAAUCCGAGCUGGCCCCGAUGACCUGUCCCUUGGCUUCAACGCAAACGCGGCUGCCGCGGUGGCUGCUCCACCUGGAUCCACCAGCGCUCAAUGGCCACCCUCAGCUCGUCCACUCAACUACGGGCUUCCUUCUGAAAUGGGGAUGGUUGGUCUCCGCGAUUUCGUUGUUGUUGCUCCUGCGUCUUUUAACCAUCAUCACCAUCACCAUCACCACCAUGCUCAAGAUCCCAUCAUCGGAAAUGAUCAAAUCAACGGUCAAAAUGCUGCCACGGCACUUGGUGUUGGCGUUGGUGUUUUCCCACUCCUUACAGCAUCUCCAUGCUUAGCUCCUCAAAAUAUGGAAGAUUCUGAUUUAGUGAAUAACAGUGGUCGUAACAAACUCAGUGGGAUGCAGUUAUGGCAGAACCAAACCUCUCCUAAUUAUCUUAAAAAACCAUCUUCAAUCCUUGACAAUAACAAUUCUUCCAUGAAUUUGAUACAAACCAGUGGUGGCGGUGGGAUGGGAGGUGGGAGUGGUGGCUCAGGUACAAGCUCAGGGACUACAUGUCAAGAUUGUGGGAACCAGUCCAAGAAAGAUUGUAGUCAUAGGAGAUGUAGAACAUGCUGUAAAAGUCGGGGAUUUGAUUGCCCUACUCACGUGAAGAGCACGUGGGUACCUGCUGCUAGGAGAAGAGAGCGCCAGCUGAUGGCGGCCGCCCCUACUACUGCCUGUGCUGGCUCGUCAGGGUCUACUUCUGGGGCUAAGAAGCCGAGACUUGUGACUUCACAGACUACAACUACUCCUCAUACAUCAACUUCAAACACUACUCCAAGAAGCUUAGACACUAGCUCAAGUCACCAAGAUGCAGGCUUUAAAGAGACAUUGCCGGGGCAAGUACGUGCACCGGCGGUAUUCAAGUGUGUAAGAGUGACAGCAGUAGAGGAUGGUGAAGAUGAGUAUGCAUAUCAAGCAGUUGUUAAGAUUGGUGGACAUGUGUUCAAAGGGUUCCUUUAUGACCAAGGAGUUGAAGGAAGAGAUGGGUUUCCAAAUAUAUCUGAAUUGCAUCUUGGUGGCGGCAGUGGGACAAAUGGGGGUUCAUCAUCCUCACCUGUUCUUGAUCCUUCUCAGGUAUAUGCCGCCACUGGAGGUGGCUUGCUUGGUGGUUCAACUUAUGGUAAUCCAAUAAACUGAGGAGUAAACAAUAGUGGAUUGAUUGAUAUGGGGUUUCAUUCUCCUCUAAAAUCCUUCCUUUUUCUGCUGCAUACUAAUUAUUCAUAUGGUUUGGUAAAUUCUCACUUUGUAGAUUCAAUAUCCAUAUUAAAUAUUUUUUUUUUCCUUUUCUGGGGUUUCAACUGUGUCUUUGGCCUUCGAUUUUUCCUGUUUAUUUGUCUUUAAAAUUGCACUCAAGUGGGUCAUACUGAUCAUCUUGUCAACGAGUUUACAUUUACUUACCCUAUUAGAACAUGUUUUGUAGCGAAUUUACAGAUCGUAUAAAAUAAAGCUAAGAUCUUGAGAUCCUGCAUUUCUACAAAA